CAAAAAGUUUAGCAUUUACACAAAUUUUGAAGCAAUGGCGAAAGAUCUUGGUGUGCCGAGAUAUGAUCCGAACACAGAAGCAUUCCAGUCUCGGGCUCAGUGGAAAAAAGUUGACAACUGUCGAAAACAGUGGAUUGAACGUUGGAGCUGGUUACUUGAUGAAAGAAAACAGGCGCAGAACGAAGCGGAUGCGAUUCGUCAGGAGGUUGCCGCUGUUUUGCCACAUGUCACGGGCAAAUUGGAAUCCACGAAAUCAUUGAAACCAGUGCCUAUCGUAUCGUCGGGCAUUAUCGGUUGGCUAGCUGCCAAACCGGAUUGUCGAUUAGAAAUUUACACGUCUUGGAUUUCGAAGAUUCCACUGAAGCUUCCGGAUGCCUGGGAUGACAAAAACUAUACCUAGCCAAUGAAACGAUGU
Vanessa atalanta (red admiral) is the source of this 415-nucleotide messenger RNA. RefSeq lists its product as uncharacterized. Bases 35 to 400 code for a protein of 121 amino acids. The record is from RefSeq and is a predicted model, not a curated record. The transcript has 4 exons. Lineage: Eukaryota; Metazoa; Arthropoda; Insecta; Lepidoptera; Nymphalidae.